GCACCUUGUCACCAUGGCCCCCAGUCAAUCGAACCUCUCCGACCCAAAGUAUCUCUACGACUUUGUGGUUUCCACGACUCAAGAGAGCAUCAACGCUGGCCUUGUGCAAUAUCUGCAUAACACUAAAGGCAAACAGCCGCUCACGUACCUCUGCUUCUUAGCGGAUAACACGGGAGCUCCUACUAUUCAGAAAUCUCUCGACGAGAUUUUGCAAAUGAGUGGAGGGCUUAAUCCCUUUGACAUCCCUGAUGGCACUGAUUAUCGCGACCCACGAAUCAACAAGCUGACUGAGGUUCGAUUUGUAUGCGGAAUUCAGAUGCAAAGUGGCAUUCCUCCUGGCUGCGUUGUCAAUGUCCCUAAAAAGGGCCCCCAGGUACAGCUACCUGAACCGAUCGUGACCCUGGGGAAUACUUCUGAUAAUGUCCUCUUCAACAUGUACUGCUCCAGCAUCACUGUCAUCAAAAACAAUCCCCCGGGUGGGUGGAACUCUGCAGGAUCGUGGCAGUGGUUCAGUCAACCGUCGGGAAAGCCGUGGUAUAUCAAAACACGCACGAAUCUUUUAUCUUCGGCUUUAGACAAGAGUCUCGAUACUCCAUACUUCCAAUCCCACCCAGAGGAGCGUGACGCACUGAGGCAAAAAUUGAACAACAUUUCGGGAUCAGCUUUCAGCUUACAACAGCUUGUUGUUAACCUGGACAGUGCCGUCGCACAAACAGCCCCAUCGUUUGUCGGCGUUACUGAUCGAACUGCGGAAUUUCUCUUGACUCAAUCCUUCAUCAAUAUCUGGUCAAGCACUGCCAAAGCCAAAGGUCUGCCACUCAUUGGAGUUACUGCUGUGGCUCAACAGCCAGAUGGCUCACCACUGCGCUUGACGGGACUAGAGCGGUGGGUGAGCCCUGUGGUUGAUCCUCUGUCUGGCCUCCAGAUCACGGAUCCCUCUCCACUUCAGUCAUCUGCCACGACUCUCAACUAUCUCUGUGCUACGGAUAGUCAUCCAUUGCCAGGAGCGGCGUCAUUCAACUGGAAUUGGAUUGAACCACAGGACGUCGCCCAAUCAAGCGGUGUUAUAGCUAUCAAACGAAGCACGAUAGGCGCAUUUCUGGCCAAAGAAAUACUACCCAAGGCCCGGGAGUCUUGCAUCAAGCCCUGGACAGGCGUGAAGGCGUUAGACAUUGUUGGUGGAGUCAGGUACUCUUGGAGUUUUGCCUCUGGACAAGAACCAACAGUCAAUAUCAAGGACUCUGGUCCGCUCGUUGCCACAAUAGACUAUUCUCAUACAUCAAAUGCAUGGGAUAAAAUGGCUGCUACAUAUGGCGAACUGAAUAUGACCUCGACCUACUCUUGCAGUAUUUUCUUUGGGAAACAUGACACUACCGUGUCUCCUCCAGUUGACCUAGGUGGCAACAUUUUUACCAUCGUCCAGAGCCUCAAGAUCAGCGUCUAUCUCCAGUGGUCAGCUACAGGAAGGAGUGCUAACGUGCUCGACAAAACUCUAUCAGACGAGUAUGUGAUCUCUGUUGACAACAGCGGCGGACUUAUCUCUUCUGCAUCUAAGUCAAGUAGUACCGAUAAGUCAUCAGACGGCGACGUCGGCUGGCUCGUUAACGCAUUUACCAACGUUGGUGAUAUGCUUGCUGAUAUAAGGCACCGGAGUGGCUCUUUUUUGAAUGCCCAAAUUUCUACCAUUCCCUUUAAUCAGAUCAGGAACUUUGUGUUUCCCGGGGCCAAGGUGUUCUCCUACAAGACAGCUGCUUUCUCCAAACAUCACGAUCUCGUCAGUCUAAUCACCUACAUAAAUCCUACCGUUUCACGAGAGUCAGCCAGAUCCAUGAUGCUCUCUGAGGCGUCCUUUCGCAUCAACUCCAUUCCGGACAGACUCCAAGAAGGAGUAACCAUCACAACGAGUACCGAUAUGAUGCUCAACUAUGUGCAGGGAGAGCUUGUUAAGCCUCAAGGCAAAUUCCAGGCCCUCCAGACCACGAAUGGAAACGCAUUGCUCUUCGCUAUUGACUCCUUCGGCGCUUUCAACGUCAUCGAAGAGGCCACCGGACAAACGCAGACUGGCUGGAGGGCCACUGAUCUGUCCAAGAUAAUCAAGGAGAGAUUCCCGUCUGGUGCAAAGGCCACAGCAUUUGAUGUAGGCCAGAACGUCAUGAACGAAAACACCAUCAGCUUGGCCAUGUCAGUCCGUGCCAAUGGUUCCGAUACACUACUUCUGUCUCUUUUUAAUUCACCGUCUUCUACUUCUUGGUGGAUUGCCAACCCCAACUGGCAGCUGAUUCCUUUCGACGCUGAGAAUCCACCAAGCUCUAUUCAGAUUACCAACAUAUAUAUCUCCGAGACAGAACAGCAACAGCAAUACAUCAUGGUCGAUAUUCUUCGCGAUCCCACCUCACCACUCAAGGAUACAGCUCGCUACAUUGUAGACCCAUUUACCACUUCCGGCGUGUAUUGGACACCGCACACACUGCCCUUUGAUGUUGAGGAAGGGACAUACCAGAGCUGCAUGGGCCGUGUCUCCAAUGCAUACGUCGAUGGGAUUUACACAGCCGGUACCGUGAAAGACGUUGCCCAGCUCGCCUAUGUUCCUCUAUUCAACCUGAGCGGCGAUGCUGCGCCCAUGCCAACUCGCCUCGUUCUCCCUAAUAGGACAGUCGCCUCAGCAAUUGCUUCAGCCCGCAACAACGAUAGGGGCUCGUCCUUGUAUGGCACCACAGAUCUCUACGCCGUGGGCCAGUCCACCCUCUACCGAUGGGAUCCUGAUCAGCAGCUGAAUGACAGUGCCGUAGGAACAGCUUUGCUGACCAACCCAGUUUUUGCUGGUACUAGCACUAUCAUUGCGCUUACUCGCAACCGGGUCACCACUAUCUUCGGCAAGAAUGCCAGUAAUGUCGUCUACUAUACAUCUUGCUAUAUUGAUCGACUUGCAGAUCCAAACUCUUGGAGUGUUCCAGUCCCUGUACUCCAUGGCAUCGAACGCAUCACUUCAUACAUCAACGUCAAAGACGGUGGUAACACAGUGUUUGCGGCAGGGGGCAACAAAAUCCAGAAGCUCACCCAAGCUACCGGUACAACAUCCAAACUAUGGCAGGCACAACCCAUAACACUAGCAGCAAGCCCCCAGAGCAAGGCAGUGUCAUUCAAUUCGUACACCAGUAUAAUUCAAGUCAAAGGAGAGGAUGGUCUGCCCGUAACAGGAGCUGAAGUCGUUCUCACAACUGAGGCACGCACACCGGUCUACAUUGAUGGUCUUUACUACAUCCUUUCGACCACUCCAAUCACCGUGCCCGUCAAUCAAUCUGGGCAAGUGAUCAUCAUCCAAGCAACAGACAGCAUUGUUGGAGCAACUAUCUUUGCAAAAAUAGGCAACACUACACAGACCAUCGAUCCCAUGGCCAAAUCUUUUGCCAAGUUGGCUCAACUUUCUGACAAAAAUGCUCUCAAGGACGCCCAAAUUCGAACAGACACCACAGCCGGCGGAGUCAUGGGAACGCCCAAGACCGCUCCGUUGGUAUCAUCUUCAGUGUCAGACAACGACCUCCAGGCGACUUCUCAGAGCAUACGGCUAUUGACGGACGCCUACAAUAAGCAGACAUCGAAGAAUUCUGCCUUGCCAUCGUUCUGCGUGGCUGCUCCGGUUCUUGCAGAUCUGGUGGUGCCACAAAAGAGCAUAAAGUUUGACCUUGGUGAUUACCUUGCCAUUUCAGCUGGUGAUCUGUUCAAUUGGCUGAAGACAGGUGUCAAAAAUGUCAUCGAUAUCAUCAAGAAUGCUGCCACGGGGUUGUGGGAAUUCAUCGUCAAGAUCGGCAAUCAAGUGUACCGCGCCAUCCUAGAUACUGUGGAGGCUAUUGUUGGGGCUGUCGAGUGGGUCUUCAAUAAGAUCAAGACAGGAGUCGAGACUCUCAUCCGAUAUGUCGAGUUUUUGUUUGAGUGGGACGACAUUCGCCGCACCAAACAGGUCAUGUACAACCUGGUCAGGUUCUAUAUGAUGGACAUGGUAUCUGGUAUUAAGACGGCUCAAAGCCAGUUUGACAACUCAAUUGCUGAUGCACAGAAAGCCGUGGCAGAAUUGUCCGGCAUCAAAGAUUGGACACCACUGGGCGAUUCGGCUUCUAAGCCGCCUUCAGGCAUCGCAACGGAUCCUUCCAAGGACCAAACCUCCGGCUCUCAAAUGAUGGCAAGCCAUUUCCGAAAUCAGGCAGACAACAUGACUAUGCCCCAAGGAAUGCCUGAAAUUAGCUUAGUGCAGAGUUUGGUUGAUGACAUGAUGAAGGCCAUGGCCUCGCAAGGACUGGUCUUUACCCAGACCUUCGAUCAACUCAAGGCUCUUGCCGCGGAUUUUCUAAAGCUCAGUCUGGCAGACAUUCUCAAGCGUCUGGCUGGUAUCCUGGUGGAAUCCGUCUUGGUAACAACCCAAGUCGUCGUCGAUGCUAUGUUGAACGUCCUGCACCAGCUCGCUAGCACUGCGAUUGCCGUUCUGGACACCAAGAUUCACAUCCCCAUCAUCUCGGACAUUCUCAACGCCAUUGGCUUUCCCGAUAUCUCGUUCCUUGAUCUCUUCACUUGGAUCGGUGCUGCAGGAAUCACAAUCGUCUUCAAAAUCGCCCGUGGCAAAGCUCCAUUUGCUGACGACGCCACAUCUCGUGCAUUGAUCCAAGCAAAGGAUUGGAAUUCAUUCUCCGCGGCCUUGUCCAGCUUGGAAUUUUCUCAAUCGGUAGGCAACACCAUCUACUCUGCCGGCCAUGCUAUCACUGGUUUCAUCGCCUUCACAGGAAACUUUCUGUUCUUUGCUGAAGCCAUGGAUGUGAGCCCCGCCAAUGUAUUCGGUAUACCUUCCGCUAUCAUGGGCGUCAUCGGGGCCGCUGCAGCCGGUGGAGCAGACGCUCUCGUGGCCAAGAUGCCUCUGGAUAACACAGCCAUUUCUGUCCUCCGUAAAAUAACCACGGUCGCUACUAUCAUGUCGAAAUUGAUCUUCUCUGGCCUAGGUCAGAAAUACCUCGCGACAGGCAGACUCUCAUUCCUGAAGGCAAACGACAAUCGCAAGGUCGGGGCCGUAUUCAACACAGCCUUGGUAUUUCCUGCCCUGAUCUGUACUUGCUACCAUUUCUAUGAACUAUCGCAGAAGCCUGUUAGCAAGGAACGCUCGCUGGCUAUCAUUGGAGAAACGUCGAGUAUGGUGCAGUACCUGGGGAGGAUUUCGUAUUGUGUGGCCAUUUUUGAUCCUGAUCCCGAGACGAGGGUCAUACCCGCCAGUGUUAUGGCGGGAAGUAACGUUGUCAUGUUUGUAUUGGAAACUGCUGGUGCUGUCGCUGUCGUUGUUUGAUGGCUCACAUAAAACUGUCUAUCUCCCGAAUCUCAGCCAUAAUAUUUGAAAGCAGUCUUAUCACACAUUUCGUAUAGGGAUAAGCUGGCGAGGAAUAGGUACCACCCGUGCAUAGUUCUAGAGCGCAGUAUCAGCAAUGCUUGAG
Amorphotheca resinae ATCC 22711 is the source of this 5468-nucleotide messenger RNA. RefSeq lists its product as hypothetical. The record is from RefSeq and is a predicted model, not a curated record. The coding region runs from base 14 to 5323 and encodes 1769 amino acids. Lineage: Eukaryota; Fungi; Ascomycota; Leotiomycetes; Helotiales; Amorphothecaceae. The transcript is spliced from 3 exons.